Molecule: messenger RNA, 877 nt
Organism: Anopheles cruzii
Lineage: Eukaryota; Metazoa; Arthropoda; Insecta; Diptera; Culicidae
Product: vesicle transport protein SFT2C
Exons: 3
Coding region: 55-672 (205 amino acids)
Biological process (GO): vesicle-mediated transport
Cellular component (GO): membrane
Source: RefSeq, a predicted model, not a curated record
AUGAAAACAAACAAUUUUCCUGUGAAAGUGCGCUGAAACAGCUUCCCGAUCACGAUGGCCGACCUGAAACGCGAUCUAGACGAAUACCUGCUGCUGCAGGCGGAUCAGAAGAAAAGUUUCAAGCUGGAAAUGCCAAAAAUCCCCACCAUUCCGACGCCUGGCCUGGUUGGUAAGCUGUUCGGUCGCAAUCAGGAACCAGAGGCGAACAGUUGGCUAAAGGAUACGCAGGACACUUGUUGCCCAAAGUUGUCCCGGAUACAACGAAUCGUCGGAUUCGUAACGUGCAUGGGACUGGGCAUUUUCUGCAUGAUUGUCUCCACCUUCUACAUACCCGUGUUGAUACUGAAGGCACGAAAGUUUGCCCUUUUGUACACGCUCGGCAGUGUAUUCUUUAUCAUGAGCUUUUCAUUCCUAAGCGGCUUCGGUGCGAUGUUCCGGCAGAUGUUUUCGCGUGAACGGGUGACCAUGUCCAUUAGCUACACCUGCUGCCUGAUGGCCACACUCUACUUUGCAAUGGUUGCACAAAGCACGGCAUUCACGGUUCUGUUUGCAGUGGCACAAAUAAUUACACUCCUAUGGAUGAUCCUGGCCGCUGUACCGGGUGGCAUGAGCGGAGUAAAGUUCUUCGGCAGUAUGUUCCGGAGUUCGGUCAGCAGCACGCUGCCGGUGUAAGGCCAAGGUGCGACGGUCAUUUGCAUGGACAAGUGUGAUAUCAUAUUGUAGUUGUAUAGGAUAACAGAGAUUAAGAUUACAUCUAGGCAUAACCUAACCCGCAGCUCGGCCAUCGGAACGCCUUUCACCGGAAGUGAGAUCGAGCGUCGAGAGCACGAGUAUUUUAUGGAGUAUAAACGGUUAAAUAAAAGUCCCCAUUAUGUUG